AUGACGGGCAAACGGGACAAGCACGACAAAAACCAGCAGUCGGCAAAUGGUCAGCCGAUGCAACAACAGUUUAUCCGCCCGCCUUUGCUUCAGCAAGCACCGAUGCAGCCAAAUCCGUAUUCGCAGUGGUUCCAGCAGCAGCAAGGUUAUGUAACAGAUCUUUUUCGGCAGCAGCAAGAGGCUAUUAAUCGUCAACGGGAAGCGAUGCAGCAGCAGCAGCAGGCAUUUAUGCAUCAGCAAGAGGAAAUUAUGCGUACCAUUAUGUUAUCGAUCCAGGUACAGGUACCGCCAAAUCCGAAGGUGAUUCUAGAUUCACUCGCUAACAACAUUAAGGAAUUUAGAUACGAUCCGGAAAACAACGUAACAUUCGCGGCGUGGUACAAACGCUACGAUGACUUGUUCGAAAAAGAUGCUAAUCGCUUUGACGAAGGUGCUAAAGUCCGACUGCUCAUGCGGAAGAUGGGAAUGUCGGAAUACGAGCGUUAUGUGGCAGGCACGCCAUCGUAUGUAGAUUCGCUGAAAGGUGAAUUUCCUGAAGUGUUCUGUGGUGAGCUAGGAGUUUGUACGAAGACGAAAGUUAGUUUGGUACUCAAAGCUGGAAUGUCACCUGUGUUUAGACCAAAGCGUCCGGUUGCAAUGUAUCAAGCAGUUGAUGAUGAAUUAGACCGCCUCGAGCGGAAGCAAAUCAUUACACCUGUUGACUACUCGGAGUGGGCUGCGCCGAUAGUUGUGGUGCGCAAGGCGAGCGGUGCCGUACGUAUUUGUGGAGACUACUCCACCGGCCUCAAUAACGCGCUACAACCAAAUCAAUACCCACUUCCCUUGCCACAGGAUAUUUUUGCAAGUCUAGCGAACUGCACUGUUUUCAGCCAGAUCGAUUUAACAGAUGCUUUUCUACAAGUGCUGGUAGAUGAGAACUCGCGUAACCUUCUCACUAUUAACACACACCGUGGUCUAUACCAAUAUAAUCGGUUGCCACCCGGUGUAAAAGCUGCGCCUGGAGCGUUUCAGCAAAUUAUUGAUGCAAUGCUAGCAGGCCUGCCAUGCAUAUGUGGUUAUUUAGAUGAUGUAAUUGUGGGCGCCUACUGA
This is a messenger RNA of Wyeomyia smithii (pitcher-plant mosquito), 1089 nucleotides long. RefSeq lists its product as uncharacterized. The record is from RefSeq and is a predicted model, not a curated record. Lineage: Eukaryota; Metazoa; Arthropoda; Insecta; Diptera; Culicidae. The coding region runs from base 1 to 1089 and encodes 362 amino acids. The transcript has 2 exons.